This is a messenger RNA of Cydia fagiglandana, 931 nucleotides long. Its product is annotated as UPF0389 protein CG9231. The transcript has 3 exons. The record is from RefSeq and is a predicted model, not a curated record. NCBI's taxonomy places the organism in Eukaryota, Metazoa, Arthropoda, Insecta, Lepidoptera, Tortricidae. The coding region runs from base 113 to 529 and encodes 138 amino acids.
UGUCAAGUGUCAAACUGUCAAAUGAUGAGCAAGAGGGAAGGAGGAAAACUAUACACUUUGUCAUUGUUUUUAAUAAUUCGUCGAGCAAAGUAGUACUGUGCACGUUUAUAAAAUGAUUAAACAUUUUUUUCCGAGAACAACUGCGUUACGUUUUGUGAGAAGGAUGUGUACGCCAGCCACCCCGCCUCCGACUCCAACACCGGCAUCGAGUUCUUCUGGUUCUAUGUCGAAGAGAUACCGACCAACAGAUUUUCAGAAGUUUGUCCUUGUUUGGACCAAGAAGUAUAAGAGCAAGGAGGAAAUCCCGACAUUUGUCUCAGCUGAAAUUAUUGAAAGGUCCCGCAGUGAAGCUCGCAUAAAAAUCGCAAAUGUUCUUAUGCUCCUGACUGCUCUCGCAAGUUUUGGCGCCAUUAUGGCAGGAAAGGCAGCCGCAAAGAGGGGAGAAUCUGUCCAUCAAAUGAACAUGGAUUUCCACAAACAAUAUAGAGCCGAGCAUGCUGAAAAGGAAGCAGCUGCAGCUGCCAAGUAGAACAUGACAACAGUUUUAAUAAGUGUUGUGUACUUUAGAUAUUAUUAGAUUAAGUAUUGAAUGUAAUCAAACAACUUUUAACUUGAAUCUAUUUAUAAUAUAUACACUAUAGGCUCAAAAACAAUUAUUUCAAUUCUCAGUCUUCAUAAGUUGUCGGGCUUGUAAUAGCUUCUACAUUUCUCUGUAAACAGCUUUGUUGUUUUUUCACGGAUCACCUCUUCCACACUCAGUUCAGUUUGCAGAAGACGUAGCUGUGGAGAAACCGAUAAUAUUUAUAAGCAUAAUGUAUAAUUUUAAACAAAAGGAGGUUUUUAUAGUAUUGAUCGUAGAUGUAUCUGCUUGUUAAAAAUUGGUUUAAAUAAUGUAUAAUAUAUUUUAAUAAUAAAAAUACAUAUAUUUUAA